Messenger RNA from Arabidopsis thaliana (thale cress), 1857 nucleotides. RefSeq names its product BRI1 kinase inhibitor 1 (gene BKI1). Gene Ontology annotation, molecular function: kinase inhibitor activity. The transcript has a single exon. Gene Ontology annotation, cellular component: cytoplasm; plasma membrane. The record is from RefSeq and is marked reviewed. The coding region runs from base 632 to 1645 and encodes 337 amino acids. Lineage: Eukaryota; Viridiplantae; Streptophyta; Magnoliopsida; Brassicales; Brassicaceae.
CAUGAAGCAGAAGUAGAUUAUGUUUUAGUAGCAAAUGGAAAAAUGUUAAGUUGAUAUAGGACUUGACAUGAUAUAUUUCGAACGAAUACCCUACUCAAAAACUAUAUCGAUCGUUCUCCUAUUCAUACCCGCAAUGCAUCCAUAUAAAAACCUCUAGGUAACUACAAACUCAAGACAAAUCAAAACGGAUAUCGAAUCCAACCAAACAUUAGAGGCAAUAUGCCCAUCCGGCCAUCCCAAAUCGAACCAAUGCGCUUUCACAUCCACACUAACAUGUGUUUUUGGCAUUACAUUCUUUUUUCCACGACACAAUUCGUCUACUACAUUUGUAUUGACCAUUCUAUAUUUUCCUCUCUCCUCCGUUGGUUGUCCGUCCGUCUCUCUCCACGGCUUCCUUAUCUUCUCCACAAGUAAGAUUUUGUCAUAUUCUUCUACCUUUACACAAAAACCGGAAAAAUACUAAUAAUCAUAAAUAAAUAAAGGCAUAAAAAAAACAUAGAACCCCACUUCAUGAAAGUUUCAAGACCGAACCUAAUAAUAAUAUUAUUAUACCAUCAUAUCCUUUGAUCAACACAAAAAUCCCUUUUCCCUUUUUUGGUUUUUCUACUUUUUUUCUUCCUCAUCAAUCAUCAUGGAAACUAAUCUACAACAGGUGAAGAACAGUUCUCAAACUUUUUCUGAAAAGCAAAACCCUAAACAAGAAGCUUCACCUUCACCAAUAUCAUCCACUUGUUCUUCUCCUUCUCAUGACUUCUCUUUCACUAUCUCUCUCCAGCCUCUCUCUUCUUCCUCAAAACACAUCAGUCCUACUCUUAGAAGCCCAUCCAAAACGACAUCGUCUUAUCAACAAACCGAUCCUUUCGCCGUCGACUUAUCCCCCGCCGAUGAAAUCUUCUUCCACGGCCACCUUCUUCCUCUCCAUCUCCUCUCUCACCUCCCUGUCUCUCCCCGAACUUCCACAGGCUCGUAUAAUGACGGAUUUACCCUCCCCGUCAAAGAUAUAUUACCCGACCAGCCCACAAACAACAACAACAACACUGAAAACGCUAUCACCAACAUAAGUACCGAGGCAAAGGACGACAACACCGAAGACAAAGCAGAGGGCGAGAUUCGGGUAAAAACCAAACCCAUUAAGUCAUUUUCUCUCUUUGGUUUAUCAAAAUGGAGAAAGGGUUUUGAAAGCAACGAGCGAGAACAAGAACAACAACAACAGAAGAUCAAGAAACCUAUGAGCUUAGACCUAAGUCACGCCGUCAAGAAGUACAUAAGGAUGUUGUUUCAGAAAAGAGGAAACGGCACGCAGUUUUGGAACAGAAGACAGACUUCUUCUUACUCUUUCUCUUCCUCUCUUAUGGGUCCAAACGGAAACAGCAAAACAAUGAUUAAUGGAUCUUACAACAAGAGAGAUCUCAUAAGAGGAAGGAGAGGUGAAUUGUUCUCGGCUCCGGCGUCGAUGAGAACAUCUCCGACUAAUAGUGGCCAUCUUCGUGUGUCUACGGCCGGACUAUCGUCAAGCUCGGGGUCCACGUCAUCAUCGUCAAGUGAUAGUACCAUGGAAGAGUUACAAGCUGCGAUUCAAGCAGCUAUUGCUCAUUGCAAGAACUCAAGCGCCGUUGAUCGUGAUGAUAAGGUUAAGGAUUCUUGAUUUGGUUUUUUCUUUUGUCCUUAAUCUGUUGUUCUUUCUUGUCGGAAAGAUAAAAAGAAAAAACAAAAGUGUUAGUGUGUGACGUGGAUUUUAAGAAUUACAGUAGAGGUAAUUAUUUAUUUCGUGUAUAGAAAAAAGGAGUUAUUGUUCCUAUACUAUGUGUCCCCAUAAUUCAUUUAUAAUAAUGAAAAAGAGAUUUAUUUUAAAGAAAA